This is a messenger RNA of Microcebus murinus (gray mouse lemur), 2855 nucleotides long. It is a transcript of the gene KLK11, whose product is annotated as kallikrein related peptidase 11. Gene Ontology annotation, cellular component: secretory granule. Gene Ontology annotation, biological process: proteolysis. Gene Ontology annotation, molecular function: serine-type endopeptidase activity. The record is from RefSeq and is a predicted model, not a curated record. Lineage: Eukaryota; Metazoa; Chordata; Mammalia; Primates; Cheirogaleidae.
GCUCACUGGGUUCCCCUACCUCACAGGUGGAAAGAUAGAACUCAGAGAGGGUGAGAGUCUUCGCUUGGAAGAAACAGAGUAGAAAAAGUUACUUGUAGCAAUAAAAAUAAGGGCCAUUUUUCUCAGUCUUGCAUAACAGGAACAGUGCCCAGCACUUAUAAUCUUUUUAAGGGUCUUUGAAUAAACUGAGAAAGGAAAAUGAAAAUUGCAAGCUCCAAAAUACCAAAUGAAAACUGCAAAAUCGACAUUCCUGACCAUUUAAUUAAAUGCCUAUGAAACAUAACAUUCCUUCCACCAGCCAAUUGCAGCUCGAGUCUCCUGUAGUGAGCAUACAUUGUAUCUAAUGUGGGCGGUGACUUUAUUUUAAUGUGUCUGCAAUGACUGAGGGUGGGGUGCAGCCUUGGAAAGCAAGAGGACACAGCUUCGGCCUUAAAAUGGUCCUGCUCACCCCUUGGGGUCUGUCCUCGCUGUGUCUCCCGGAUACACAGGGGAGCUGGUGGUGGGAGGGAGGGGUGAUCUUAGCAGCAGUAAGGGCAUUUGCUGAGCCCUCCUGGAGCCCUUAUUCCAACCCCCCCCAAAGCAGGGUUGUCACCCCAUCUCUCAGAUGAAGAAACUGAGCCUCACAGGGGCGGAGUCCCUUGUCCCACGUCACAAUGGUAGUCACAGUGGUAGGAAGAGGAAGAACAGGGGUUGAGGCCAGGGCUGGCUGCCGUCAGAACCUAGGCCCUGCCCCGCCUUGCUCCACAUCUGGUUAGGAGAGAGAAAGGCCGAGGGAUCUAACUGAAAACAAACAAGCUGGGAGAAGUGGGAUCCGCACGCACCGCACCGCACCAGGGGUUUGCAGAAGAGGCAGUUGAGGUGGCCGAGGGACUGGAAGUCACUGGGCCCGGGUCACACAGCAGCGUAGGAACCUGGGGCCUGCCCUUCCCCCUCCAGGCCAUGACGAUUCUGCGAUUAAUCACGCUUGCUCUGGUGACAGGGCACGUAGGGGGAGAGACCAGGAUCAUCAAGGGGUACGAGUGCAAGCCGCACUCCCAGCCCUGGCAGGUGGCCCUGUUCCAGAAGACUCGGUUGCUCUGCGGGGCCACCCUCAUCGCCCCCAGAUGGCUCCUGACAGCAGCCCACUGCCGCAAGCCCAACUACAUAGUUCACCUGGGGGAGCACAACCUCCAGCGGAGGGACGGCUGUGAGCAGACCCGGACGGCCACCGAGUCCUUCCCACACCCGGGCUUCAACGACAGCCUCCCCAACAAAGACCACCGCAACGACAUCAUGCUAGUGAAAAUGGCGGCACCAGCCGCCAUCACCUGGGCCGUGCGACCCCUCACCCUGUCCUCACGCUGUGUCACCGCUGGCACCCGCUGCCUCAUUUCUGGCUGGGGCACCACGUCCAGCCCCCAGUUGCUCCUGCCCCACAGCCUGCGAUGCGCCAAAAUCUCCAUCAUUGAGCACAGGGAGUGCGAGGACGCCUACCCCGGCAACAUCACGGACACCAUGGUGUGUGCCAGCGUUAAGGAAGAGGGCAAGGACUCCUGCCAGGGUGACUCCGGGGGCCCUCUGGUCUGCAACAACUCUCUUCAGGGAAUUAUCUCCUGGGGCCAGGACCCAUGUGCUGUCACCAAAAAGCCCGGUGUCUACACAAAAGUCUGCAAAUACGUGGACUGGAUCCAGGAGACUAUGAAGAACAAUUAGAGAGAACCUGCUCACCACCGCCCAGCCCCCUCAAGCCGGUGAUUGGUUCCUGUUCAUUCUAAUAAGAGCCCCUAUGCCAGGACCCUAGUACCAACUUUCUUUGGGCCGCCUUGACUAUAGGCGAUGCUGCAGCAGCUUCAUAACCAACUUGGGGUUUGAAAUUGUUGAGAUCUGGAUUCAAAUCCUGGCUUGGACUAACCUGUGACUCUGGGAAUGACGACAGCUGUUUUUGUUCUAUUCCAUCCCCAGCCCCAAAGACAGUUCCUGGCACCCGUCAAAUAAACACCUUCAGAAUGAACAAAUCUGCUGAGUGCUUGCUCUGUGCCAGACCCUGGUCCAACGGCUUUUAAAUCUAUCACAAAACCCUAUGGGGUCAGUGCUAUGAUUGUACCCAUUUUAUAGAUGAGGAAACUGAGGCACAGAGAAACGAAGUCACUUGCUCAUGGUCACACAGCCAGGAAAUAGAAGAGCAAGGACCUGGUGCAAGGUGAUGUCUUACCUACCAAGUGAUACUGCCCUGAUUAAGGUUCAGUUUUAUUAUCUGUAAAAUUGUGCAUGCAAAAGUGUGGCAGCACAGCAAGUAAAUACAUCAGCCUGCACGUACUAAAACCUAACAAAAGGGAGCUAUCUUUUUUUUUUUCCAACCUCCAUUAAUUAGUUGAUGGAGACCCAUGUUGGCCAAUGUAGUAGCCACUAGCCACAAGUGGCUACUUAAAUUAAAAUUGCAUGAAAUCAGGAAUGCAAUUCCUCCGUCUGACUUGCGACAGUUGGAACGCUGGGUAGCCACAUGUGGCUGGUGGCUGCUGUGUUAGAUAGCGCAUAUAGAACAUUUCCAUCUUUUCAGAAAGUUCGAUUAGACGGCACUGAGCUUGACAACUUCGACAGAAGAUGCCCCUCAAAUAGCCCAGAACUCAGGACCUUUCCUGGCGUCCCACUCACCUUGCAGGGGAGCUGUCAGAGUGAGGAGCAAGAGCCCAGAGCUGGAACUCGGGCCUCCCGGUUUUUAGGUGGACUUGCUGUGUGACUUCCUAUGAGUCACUUCCUUCUCUGAGCCUCCCAUUCUCCACCUAAAAUGAGGGAGUUGGCAGAGGCAGAGUCAAUGCCCCUUUCAGCCUUGGCCUCCUGUGAUUCAUGGGCCCCUGUGUCACCCAGGGGCAGGCAGA